Messenger RNA from Molossus molossus (Pallas's mastiff bat), 1603 nucleotides. RefSeq names its product alcohol dehydrogenase 6 (class V) (gene ADH6). Bases 38 to 1156 code for a protein of 372 amino acids. Lineage: Eukaryota; Metazoa; Chordata; Mammalia; Chiroptera; Molossidae. Gene Ontology annotation, cellular component: cytosol. Gene Ontology annotation, molecular function: all-trans-retinol dehydrogenase (NAD+) activity; zinc ion binding. The record is from RefSeq and is a predicted model, not a curated record. The transcript is spliced from 9 exons. Gene Ontology annotation, biological process: retinol metabolic process; retinoic acid metabolic process.
ACUCAUUUGUGGCAAGAAAAAUACAAAGAAAGUCAUCAUGAAUACUACAGGGAAAGUUAUCAAGUGCAGAGCAGCCGUACUCUGGAAGGCUGGGGAACCAUUUUCCAUUGAGGAGAUAGAAGUGGCCCCCCCAAAAGCAAAGGAAGUUCGCAUAAAGAUCAUGGCCACAGGGCUCUGUGGCACAGAGAUGAAAAUGUUGGAGAAUCAGUUUCAGUAUCCCGUCAUCAUGGGCCACGAAGGGGCUGGGAUAGUCGAGAGUGUGGGAGAAGGAGUGAGCACCGUGAGAGCAGGUGAUAAAGUUAUCACACUGUUUCUACCACAGUGUGGAGAGUGUGCCUCUUGCCUUAAUUCUGAAGACAAUUAUUGUGUACAACUCAAACAGUCAUAUACCGGCCUGAUGCCUGAUGGUACCAGUAGGUUUACCUACAAGGGAAAACCAAUAUAUCAGUUUGCAAAUGCAAGCACCUUCUCUGAAUACACAGUGAUAAGAGAAAUCUCAGUUGCCAAGAUUGAUGCAGGUGCUCCUCUGGAGAAAGUAUGCCUCAUUAGCUGUGGGUUUUCCACUGGGUAUGGUGCUGCAAUCAACACUGCCAAGGUGACGCCAGGCUCCACCUGUGCAGUGUUUGGCCUCGGAGGAGUCGGCCUGUCUGUUGUCAUGGGCUGUAAAGCGGCCGGAGCAGCCAGGAUCAUCGGGGUGGACAUCAACAAAGACAAAUUUGAGAAGGCAAAGGAAUUGGGUGCCACUGAGUGCAUCAGCCCACAGGACUUCAAGAAACCCAUCCAAAAAGUUUUAGUUGAAAUGACAGGUGCGGGUGUGGAGUUUUGCUUUGAGGUCAUUGGAAACCCAGAAAUGGUGGCAGCUGCCCUGGCUUCCUGCCACGAGAGCCAUGGGGUCUGCGUGAUUGUUGGGCUCUUGGGUCAUGGUGUCCAGCUCAGCAUCGAUGGCCUCUUGUUCUUCUCAGGACGUUGUUUGAAGGGAUCUGUUUUUGGAGGCUGGAAAAGCAGAGAGAACGUCUCCAAACUGGUUUCCGAUUAUAUGGCAAAGAAGUUUAAUCUAGAUCCUCUAAUUACCCAUACUCUGAAUCUUGAUAAAAUCAAUGAAGCAGUUGAACUCAUGAAAACCGGAAAAUGCAUCCGCUGCGUCCUGUUCCUUUAAGUAAAACGAAGUGAACGCAAGAUCUGCAGCACAGUCCACCAAACUAACUGCAUUCUGUGUAAUUUCCAUGACUCAGAAGAAUUUUCCAUACAGUGUAGUUUCUAUUCUCUUGCCUUUGAUUCAUUCAGUAGUGGGCUCAGAUCUGACUUCUGCUCUUACCACCUCAUCAAAAUUGGUCUUAUAUGACCCAGUCUCACCAGAAACAUCUUCCCUGUUAGAGCUAGAUGAAAGCUGAUUUGAGUCAUUCAAGUCCAAACUUUUCAAACAGUCACCCCAAGAUACUCCAGUUUUCAUCAUUGUCUUUCUCUCUGGGCCCAUAAUUUUUUGCACACGCUGUCUCUCACCCCCAAGAAGUGCUGCUCAUUUCACACCAAAGAAACAAAGCUCACCAUUCAUGAGUUUAUUGACCAUUCAGGCUGAAGCAAGUUGAUGAGGAAGGGGGGUUAU